AUGAGACCAAUUAUAUUGAUGGGUCAUGAACGUCCCUUAACUCAAGUUAAAUACAACAAAGAAGGUGAUUUAAUCUUCUCUUGUUCCAAAGAUAACUUCGCAUCCAUUUGGUAUUCUGUAAAUGGUGAAAGAUUAGGAACUUUAAAUGGUCAUGCAGGUACCAUUUGGUCAAUAGACGUGGAUCAAUUCACUAAAUGUUGUGUCACUGGUAGUGCUGAUUAUAGUAUUAAAGUUUGGAACGUACAAGAUGGUGUGUGUGUUCAUACUUGGAAAUCCCCAGUUCCUGUAAAGAAUGUAUCAUUUUCUCCAUGUGGGAAUUAUAUUUCUGCUAUUUUGGAUAACGUUAUGAAACAUGUUGGUUCCAUUAAUGUUUAUAAAGUUGAAAGAGAUGAGGUUACUCAUGAAAUUUUGAAAUUCGGUGAAGAACCAAUCUUUGCUAUUGAUACUCAAGAUGAUUUGACUGCUGCUGUUGUGGCAGGUUGGUCUAUCGAGGGGAAAUAUAUUAUUGCUGGUCAUAAAGAAGGUGAAAUCUCUAAAUAUGAAAUUGCUGAUGAUAAAUCUAGUUUUAAAUUCGUGGAAUCCAAAAAAUUACAUAAACAGUUGAUUACAGAUAUUCAAUUUUCUGCAGAUCGUACUUAUUUCAUUACUGCAUCAAGAGAUUCUAACGCUUAUAUAGUGGACGUGGAAUCAUUUGAUGUCUUAAAGACUUAUGAAACAGAUUGUCCAUUGAAUAGUGCAUGUAUUACUCCACUAAAGGAAUUUGUUAUAUUAGGUGGUGGUCAAGCAGCAAGAGAUGUUACUACGACGAGUGCUAGUGAAGGUAAAUUUGAGGCAAGAUUCCAUCAUAAAAUUUUCGAAGAAGAAAUUGGUAGAGUAAAAGGUCAUUUCGGUCCAUUAAAUUGUGUUGCAGUAAGUCCUCAAGGUACUUCAUAUAUAUCUGGUGGGGAAGAAGGUUUAGUUCGUGUACAUCAUUUUGAAAAAUCAUAUUUCGAUUUCAAAUAUGACGUUGAAAAGGCUGCUGAAGCUAAAGAACACAUGCUUGAAGUAAACUAG
Messenger RNA from Naumovozyma dairenensis CBS 421, 1053 nucleotides. RefSeq names its product translation initiation factor eIF3 subunit i (gene TIF34). The transcript has a single exon. The record is from RefSeq and is a predicted model, not a curated record. Gene Ontology annotation, biological process: cytoplasmic translational initiation. Gene Ontology annotation, cellular component: eukaryotic translation initiation factor 3 complex, eIF3m; cytoplasm. Gene Ontology annotation, molecular function: translation initiation factor activity; RNA binding; protein binding. Lineage: Eukaryota; Fungi; Ascomycota; Saccharomycetes; Saccharomycetales; Saccharomycetaceae. The coding region runs from base 1 to 1053 and encodes 350 amino acids.